Clarias gariepinus (North African catfish) is the source of this 1420-nucleotide messenger RNA. RefSeq names its product synaptotagmin Va (gene syt5a). Gene Ontology annotation, molecular function: syntaxin binding; calcium ion binding; clathrin binding. The transcript is spliced from 9 exons. The coding region runs from base 70 to 1275 and encodes 401 amino acids. Lineage: Eukaryota; Metazoa; Chordata; Actinopteri; Siluriformes; Clariidae. Gene Ontology annotation, cellular component: synaptic vesicle membrane; dense core granule; axon. Gene Ontology annotation, biological process: cellular response to calcium ion; calcium ion-regulated exocytosis of neurotransmitter; regulation of dopamine secretion. The record is from RefSeq and is a predicted model, not a curated record.
AGAGAGAACGAGCAAUAGGACUUCAUCAUCCUCAUCACCUUCAUCAUCCUCAUCACUGGCUGAUCAGCCAUGCGAUUGGUCAGUCUGCACCACCAUGUACGGAGGGAGGCGGAGCAUGGGUCAGAGCCUGCCCCGGGCCCGCCCCCUCCCUCUCACCACUCCCACAACUUUAAUGAAAUGAAGAACAAGUUCUUUAAUGAGCUCGGACACCUUCCCAUGCCCAUGUGGGCAGUAGGUGCCAUGGUGGUGGUGGUUCUCGCCCUCGUCGCCUGCUGUGCUUUCUGUUUGUAUAAAAAGUGUUUAGGAGAAAAGAAAAAAGCGAAGAAAGUGAGAGAGAGGAAGGGUGUGCGGCGUGUGAUGAAAAAGGAGAAAGAAGGAGAAGAGGAAAAGGAGGAGGUGAAGCAGGAAGAAGACAAGGAGAAGGAGUUCUUUGGAAAACUAGAAUACACACUGGAUUAUAACUUCACUGAGAAUCAGCUGAUAGUCGGAGUGCUUCAGGCCCAGGACCUUCCUGCGAUGGACAUCGGCGGGACCUCGGACCCCUACGUUAAAGUCUACAUGCUUCCUGACAAGAAGAAGAAAUUUGAGACUAAAGUUCAGAGAAAGAACCUCUGUCCUGUUUUUAACGAAACCUUUAUCUUUAAGACGCCCUUCAACGAUUUGGCCGGACAGACGCUCGUGCUCCAGGUGUUCGACUUCGAUCGUUUUGGGAAACACGACGUGAUCGGGGAGAUUAAAAUCCCCAUGAACAGCGUGGAUCUGGGCCAGCCGAUCCACGAGUGGAAAGACCUGGUGGGAGGAGAGAAAGAAGAGCAGGAGAAACUGGGUGAUAUCUGUAUUUCUCUGCGGUAUGUGCCAACCUCUGGGAAACUCACUGUGUGUGUGAUGGAGGCCAAGAACCUGAAGAAGAUGGACGUGGGUGGUUUAUCAGACCCGUUUGUGAAGGUGGUUCUUCAGCACAACGGUAAACGUCUGAAGAAGAAGAAGACGACGGUUAAACAGAACACACUGAACCCUUACUUUAACGAGAGCUUCAGCUUCGAGAUUCCCUUCGCUCAGAUUCAGAAGGUGCAGAUUCUGAUCACAGUGUAUGAUUACGAUAAACUGGGCAGUAACGAUGCAAUCGGAAAGUGCUGGAUCGGAUACGGAGCGAGUGGCGUCGGACUGCGGCAGUGGUCAGAAAUGCUCGCCAACCCGAGACGCCCCAUCGCCCAGUGGCACACCCUGCAGCCCGAGGAGGAAGUGGACGCUGCGCUGAAGGCACCGAUACGCUAAUCACACACACACACACACAGCAUGUAGUCAUUAAAUGUUCAAUGUUGUGUUAAUAUUUUGUUUCUCUGUACAGUGAAGCCCAACGUACACACACAGUCUUUUGAUGAUGUAAUUAGAGCACAUUCAUACCAAUGUGUGUGUGUGU